UUUUGUGUGUGACUCGGAGGAAACAGGAGCUAGCAUGAUACUUAUAAUUGUAAUAUAAAUAUAGACGUCCAAUAGAACAUGCUUAAACUAAAUGGUUAUUAGACGAGUGCUGACCUGUAUUGUUUUUAACGUGACACAUCAAAGAAAAAUAACCAUGGCGUCAAGAAAAAGAGCUGCCGAAAAGAAAUCCAACAAUGACCAAAAGCCAUCUUCUACGAAGCAGUUGAAACUGGAUACAUUUGUAAAGGGGAGCUCGUCUACAUUGAAGUUACCUGCAGGAACAAAGAAGGAGGACUUUGAGUUUUUCUGGAGGGAGGAGUCGCCAUUUAGCCAGUUCCAUCCUGCUGUGUUUACUGUUGAUGGUACCAAGUAUAACUGUGCUGAACAGUACAUGAUGCAUCAGAAAGCGAUAACAUUCAAAGAUGAUGAAAAUGCUAAGGCUAUAAUGAAAGCAGCGAAACCUUUUACACAAAAGAAAUUGGGUCGUAAAGUCAAGAACUUUGCCCCGGAUGUUUGGAGUGCCAAGUGUGUGGAUGUGGUUAAAAAGGGAAAUAUAGCAAAGUUUUCCCAAAACAGCCAUCUACGAAAGAAGCUGUUGGACACGUAUCCUAAGAUAAUGGUUGAGGCCAGUCCCAGGGAUCGUAUCUGGGGAAUUGGACUGGCGUCAACCAAUAAGCUUGCUUGGAACAAAAGCACAUGGAGGGGUAAAAACCUCUUGGGUUAUGCACUGACGGACGUUCGCAAAACCCUGAUGAGCGACCAGCUUUCAGACAAAUCCAGUGCUGAUGACGAAAGCAACAGUGACACAAUUGAAGACGAUACAAUUACAGCCAACAAAUGAAGUCACUGCAUACAAAGGUGUAUGUUAAAUCGCUUUUUAAGUAUACAAGAUUAAAUCUUGUAAUGACUCCUGUACAAAAUAGAUUUAAUCUAGACAAAAAUAUACAGACAAAAAUUCUUGACCUCAAUUUGACCUGAAAAAAUUCUAACCUACAAUUGACAUGACUUUGACAUGAAAAAACACCAUGAUCAAAACUUGACCUGAAAUAUACCAGAAAUUGACAUCAAGAAUUUUUCAUGUCAAAAUUGGAUCAAUUUCAGGUCAAAUUGGCGUCAAUUUGAAAUUGAUUUUUUUUUUGCUCCUUGCAGGUCAAAUUGACAUCAAGAAAUUUUGCCUGUGUAUUGUCACAAUCUGUUUCAAUAUUUUCAAAUUGAAUCCUGUACAGAUUUUUAUCUCUCCUUUUCAUUUUACCAAGUUCCAGUCAUACUUUUAUAACCUUGUUGGAAAAGGUAAACAUUUCAGUUGGAUUUAGAAAACAAGGCAGAAAUGAUUCUAGCUCUUCUAGAUGGAAAUCUUCUAACAUUCUACGGUCAGAUUCGAGGACAUCUUACAUGGUCAGCAAUACAUAAGCCAUCCCUCCUUUGACCUCAUCAAGCUGUGACCCAGUGCACAGUUAUGACCAAUUAGCAGUAAAAAUUGGUGUCUGUUUUGAUUCUUAUUAAAUUGUAAAGAAUGUCUUUUAUCAGAAUUUGUUUAGAAUUUCACCUUUUGCUGUCAGAAUAACACUGAAAACAUUGGACAAGUGCAUCUAGUUUGAAAAAAGUUUGAGUCUGAACGUGAUAUGGAUACGGUAUUAAUGACAUGUACAAUUUGUAUCAUGUUGAAGUUAUCACUCCUGUAAACAAGGAUGUGGUAUUCAAGGGACGAUGAAUCAAAAGAAAAGUCAUAAAUAUGUGUGUUCACAGUAUAAUUUAAUCGUUAAAGUCUAAUUAGUAUCCGAUACCACUCACCUGUCAAAUGUAAAUUACCUGUAUUAUAUGUGCUUUUUAUAAAUGGCCCUAAUUUGCGUAAACAUCAACCUAAUAUACAAUUUAACAAUUAUUUUUCCUAAUCUGAGCCAUUUAUAUUGGAUGACAUAUAGAUAUAAAGAUCUUUGCAUAAAACUUAAUGUGAAUGGAGUAAUUUGAUCUUGUGUAAACAGACAUUAGUUUUCUGUACGAGACAGUACAUGUAUUGUCAUACAUUUAUAUUUAUUAUCAUAUGAUAUUGCCACUGUAUAGCCCUACAUAAUUCAGUUGGCAUUCAUAUAGGCUAUGAAUGCCAUGGACCGAUUAUUGACGUCAUCAUCAUUAUUAUGACGUCAUAAUUGUUAUGUUGGAUACCACUAACCCUCCCAGGGCGAUGGCUGUUCUAUUCAUUAAACACACACACAAUACAUACAUUAUUUGAAGUAAAUGCUGAAUAAUAAUAAUAAUAAUUGUUACUGAAUUUUCUAUGAGAUCAACUGAUUCCAUAAUUGGUCAAUGGAAGUAUUGAACUACUUUAAGUUGGUAUUCCUAGGCAAUAAGAAUGUAGCUCACUUCAUUGAAUUUGCCUUUGUCCGGUCGGCAUUCAUAUUGUGUAUGAAUGCCAACUGAAAGCAGUUCUAUGCUUAAGUAUAACCACAUACACUGCAGGUCUACACACAACAUAAAAUACUGGUAGUACGUGUAUUGUCAUGAAUACAUCUGUAUCACCGGGACCUGAGAAUUUGUUACCACUAUAUUUGGACCUAAGCUAAGGUGUUCAGAAUAAUUUAAAUUUAUACAUUCUAUGGGUUUAUAUCAACUUUUGGUAAAGUAUCAGCAUUUAAGGUGGCAUUUUUACCGAAAGUUGAUCCAAAUCCCUAAAACGUGUAAAAUUACUCUGAACACCUUUGACCUUAGUUAAGGUCCAAAUAUAGCUGUUACAAAUUCUCAGGUCCCUGUGAUCUGUACAUGUAUAACCAUAUGCACAAAAAUAAACACGUCAGGUCUGCAUACAACAUAAAAUACUGACAAUGCCAGCUUUGUUCUCAGUAGUAACAAUAACAUAACAAUAAUGUUUACAGACAACAAAUAGAUAUGCUUGUAAAGAUAGUCUUCUCUUCCUUGACUGGGAUAGAUUUGAGAAAUGUCAAGGAAAUGCUGUUGAUGUUUAGAUGGGUUAUUAUGGGAUGUUUUGUUUACUAUACUGUUUAGUGUUACGUUGUGUUUGUGUUGAAUCUCUGGCUCCAUGUGUUCACUGUUAAUGGGUGUGAUUUUAAAUGUGAAAUUUUCAAACGUGAUUUUUAUAUUUCAAGCUGACCAUACUUACAACUUAAUCUAAAUAUUGUUCUUUCUAUUGCUUUUUAACUUGAUGUAAAUAGAUGAGAAGACCUAUGCUUCAGCUUGCAUAUUUUUAGCAAAUAAAAUGUCUCCAUGGA
Mizuhopecten yessoensis (Yesso scallop) is the source of this 3224-nucleotide messenger RNA. RefSeq names its product riboflavin biosynthesis protein PYRR, chloroplastic-like. The record is from RefSeq and is a predicted model, not a curated record. The coding region runs from base 92 to 841 and encodes 249 amino acids. NCBI's taxonomy places the organism in Eukaryota, Metazoa, Mollusca, Bivalvia, Pectinida, Pectinidae. The transcript is spliced from 4 exons.